Molecule: messenger RNA, 4276 nt
Organism: Oxyura jamaicensis (ruddy duck)
Lineage: Eukaryota; Metazoa; Chordata; Aves; Anseriformes; Anatidae
Gene: TSGA10
Product: testis specific 10
Exons: 18
Coding region: 371-2416 (681 amino acids)
Source: RefSeq, a predicted model, not a curated record
UGAAAGUCAAGUGGGGAGGCUGUCGUGUAAAAACGAUCAUCUCUGUAAAGAUCUUGCUGUAAUUGCCAAGCUGUCUGAGCAGCUGCAAAAAGUAAACCAUUUCCUACUGAAUACCACUGAUAAGGAACUUGAGGAAGCAAAGAUUCAAAUCCAACUCCGGCAGAACAAGAUAAAGAAGCUGUCACACACUACAAUCUGUUAUUUUACAAACAGAAGGUGAAAUAAAGCAAGGGAAGCCACCUUCCAGGCUUGAUACAUUUAUUAAGACAUUGGAAGAGGACAGAGACUACUAUAAAAGUGAACCUGAGAACUUGCUGAAGGUAUUUAGAAACGUGUUUUCAAGUCCUAACAGAGCUCUACCUGUGGCAGCAUGUCAAAAAAAAAAUCAGCCGUCCAGGAAUUGAGUUCUGAUCUGGAAGUUUUGAAAAUAUCGAGAGAGCGUGAAGAACUUAAGUCAACACUGAAAAAGUAUGAGCGCCACGUGGCAGAAAUUCAGGGAAACUUGAAAGUUUUAACAGCUGAGAGAGACAAAAUUGCCAAGCUUUAUGAACGGGCACAGGAAGAGAUUUCCCGGCUUCGUAAGGAAUUUAUCAAAUGCCCCAGGACUCCUAAAAGUACUGUGACAGCUCAAGCUAUGUUAAGGCAUGUGGAGACAGAAAGGGAUACAGCACUGUCAGAUUUCCGAAGGAUGACUACAGAGCGUGACAGUCUCAGGGAGCAGUUAAAGAUUUCCCAAGAGACUGCAUUUAGUGAAAAGGCUCAUUUACAGCAGAGAAUUGAAGAGCUAGAAACUACUAUUCAAAAUUUAGACAGUGAACGGUUAGAACAGAUGUCCAAAAUGGCACUAAUGAAAGAGAACAUAGAUUCUCUGGAAACAGAGAUGCAAAUAUUGGCAAGAAGAGCCCUGGACUCUGAAACUGAGCUGAGCCACCAGAAAGCUGAAUAUGUUUCACUUAGCAUAUUGAAUGAAGAGACAGAACAGAGUCUUUCAGAGACUCAGAGAAGCCUUAUUAAGAAAAAAUAUGAAAUGCAACUUUCAGAAGAGAAAAUUAGACUUUUGGGUGAGAAAAUUGAUAACUUGUCAAAACAAAGUAUUCUACAGCAAGAGAAGAUCUGUGCUUUGAAAGAAACAAUUGUGCGACUUGGUAAAGAGAAGGAAACUUUGCAAGAGUGUGUGGAAGAAGAAAGAGAGAAGAUUGUCGCUUUUGAGGAAAACCUGACAAUUAAAGAAAAAACCAUUUCAGAUUUCAAGACUCUGAUUGCUGAGUUGGAGCGUUCCACAAAAAAAUCUGCUGAAGCGCUCUGUAUCAGUGAGAAAGAUAUCACCAGUUUGCGUCAACAGCUGCAAGACACCAACAAAGAGCUUGCAGAGACUAACAAGAACAGAGAAUCAUUAGCUCAGGAGAAUGACAGGUUACAAGAGCAUCUUUCUAAUAUUGAGCAAGAAAAACAGGCACUUUAUAAAAAAAUAGCAAACUACCAGAAUGAGCUUGAUGACAUGAAGCUGAAAGCCCAGGAUUCAAACACACACAUAGUCAGGCUGAAGGGAGAACUGAAGUCUAAAGAGAGAGAGAACUGCGAGCUUUUGGAGAAUUACCACCAAGCACGUGAACAAGGAGAAAGCUGGGAAGCAAAAUGCCGUCAAGCAGAAACAGAUUGUAGCUCUGUUAGACUGGCUCUAAUCAGUGCAGAAUCUGAGAACCGCAGGCUGAAAGAGAAAAUGAAGUCCCUUGAAACAGAGAUAGAGCAACGUUUAGCAACAGAAGAAGCAUACCAGUCUCAGAUUUCUACUUUACGCAAGUCUCUUGUGAAAAUGGAAGGAGAGCUUCAAAACAUACAUCAGGAAAGAGUCUCUAUACUUGCAAACCUCACAUCUACACAAGAACUUUGCAUUAAAUUAGACGCAGGCAAAGAGCUAUUAAAUCAGCAGUUAACUUCCACAGCAGAGAAGGCAGAAAGGCUGCAGAGUGAGUGUGAGUCUUCCUAUUCUGAAAUAGAGAUGCUGAGAAAACAGCUGGGAAAUGAAAGAGCAUCUCUGAAAAACCUGGAAUCCUUGCUUGCAUCCAAUUGUGAGAGAGAAUUUCAGUCACAGAUAGCAAAGCAAGAAAAAGACUCUGAAAUUCAGCUUCUCAAGCAGCAGCUUUCUUUAGCGGAAAAUAAACUUGCUGUGCAGAGCCGAGAUUUUACUCAGCUCAGAAAUACAACAGCGCAGCUAGAGUCAGAACUGGACAUCACCAAAAGACAGCUGGGGACUGAGCGGUUUGAAAGGGAAUGUGCUGUACAGGAGCUUCGACGCCAAAAUUGUACAAUCCCGUAUCAGUUAAGCUCUACGUUAAGAACACCAUCACCUGAACGUACACACCAUCGAUCUCCGGAUUGGUCCCUGGAAGGGAAUUCUUCAUUCAAGGACUUCUAAUGUUAUGUUCACAAUGGCCUGUGAAGACCCUGCACAUGAUCUGGAGAGUUAGAGAUCAAGUUUAAUUUUCAUUUCAUUAUCAUUUUUCCCUGCUGAAUGCUUCAUUUCAUUAAAUCCAUUUCAUAAAUGCUUGCAUGGGCUUUCGGACACUCCUAAUGUUGUUCAGCGAGAAGAAAUCAGUCUAGAUGGCUUCCCUUCCCUCCCCUCUCCCAUCUCUUUUAUUUUUGUGUGAUACAGCGGGUCUCAGUAAACAGUGAAAAAUGCAGGUUCUGUUGACUGUACUGACACUGUGCUUUUAUUUAAAAAGUGUGCCUUAUUUUAAAAAGUGAUAUAACUGGAAAAGGGGAUAUAAUAUAACAAUAUAAAGCUUCAUAAAAGUCUCUGUAUUCAGAUGUUACAAUUUGAAUGCAUUUUUGCUGAACUGUGUGAAUAUUAUGCUUGAAAGAGUGCUAUGCCAUCUCAGGAUAGGCAGUUUCUUUUUUUUUCUUUUUUUUUUUUUUUUUCCCCUUAAAACCUGACCUACUUCUUAAUUUGUCUAAAAGAGGACAGUGAUGCCAGGAGAUACAGCAGUGUUUUGAUAUCUAUGUAUGAAGAAGUGUAUUUUUCAUAUCUUUCUGAUAUACGUAUACAUUUGAGGUGUGUUCAACUUUUGAGAAUUUUACUACAACUGCACUAAUUUUCUACUUAAAGAGCUUUUUAAUAUGAAUGAAUACUGUUUGGUGAUAGUUACUGGUACUUAGUCUUGCUCGAAAUUUCAGCUCUUUAUAUCAUAAUACUCGUCAAUGUUAUAUAUUCGCCAACUUUAAAUGCCAGGAGGGAAUGUAGAAUUCUCUCCUAGAAACCAACUGGAAAAUCCCUGCCACUGUCUUUGGCACUAUAUAAAUAAUUCCUAUUUAAAUCAGUAAAUUAUUCAUCUUUUGCUUUUGCUUUUUUAUUUUUUAAACAGUUUAUCCUUCUUACUUCCUCAAAAGAAACAAUACUUUAUUCUUCAGUGGAGGUGACUUGAUUUUAAUUUGUAGGUCCUGAUUCUUCAUUCUUUAUUUAUGGCACUCUUACUCAGCCACGGAAGUAAUUUCAACAGUCACCAGUGGUAAUGGGAAUACUUGCAAGUAAUAAAGACAGCGGGAUCAGACAUAAUGAUAUUGUACAUUUCCUCAUUAUGCAGUUAUUAAAAGGUAUAUUGUACACUAUUCCCCGAUGAGAGAAGACGAUCAUCUCAUCAUCCCAGAAGAUAUGAAAGAGUGAUAUGUUGUUUUGCAGUCAUAUUGCCAUACAGAUUUUUUAGAAGAUCGUCACAGAGAAGUUUGAGAAAUGUGAUCUUAGUCUGUAAAAUUAAUACCCUGUAAUUUAGAAGACAAAAAUGAAAGGUUAAAUUAAUAUAAAAUAAGUAAAACUAGGUUCUUCCUGGGAGUGGGUACGCUGUGCAAAGGGCCGUGUCCUAAUAUGUAAUUCCUUAGUUGCAAUUAUGUUAACUUUUCUGUAUAAGAUCAUAAAAAUGUUAGUAACUAGGUGCUCCCCUACGAAAUGUUACAAAAGGUAAAAGCUCAAGAUUCUUAAGCAAUUUGGACUUUUAUAUUUUUAUGUACGUAGAAAGGAUUACAAGAAUAUGCGAUUAAAAAUAUCAAGAUGUAAUAAACCAACUUUUUUUGGAGUACAAAGAUAAAGUACUAGGCUUUAUUACUAGGAUUAGCCUUUGUUUAAAAGACAGUAUGGAAAUGAGGACUUCAUUUUUCUGCAAAUUGCAAAGGGAUCAUCAGGUCAGGAACUUCUGUCAGUUGCAAUGGGAUAUAGACCUCAAGUGACUUCUGACAGCAAUUAGUUGCUAUGUGAUUAUUCAUAGUUAAAAAUCAUUCAGGUGAG